This is a messenger RNA of Seriola aureovittata, 2722 nucleotides long. It is a transcript of the gene tec, whose product is annotated as tec protein tyrosine kinase. Bases 218 to 2161 code for a protein of 647 amino acids. The transcript has 18 exons. Gene Ontology annotation, biological process: peptidyl-tyrosine autophosphorylation; intracellular signal transduction; adaptive immune response. NCBI's taxonomy places the organism in Eukaryota, Metazoa, Chordata, Actinopteri, Carangiformes, Carangidae. The record is from RefSeq and is a predicted model, not a curated record. Gene Ontology annotation, molecular function: ATP binding; protein binding; non-membrane spanning protein tyrosine kinase activity.
AUUUGUGUGUGUGUGUGUGUGUGUGUGUGUGUGUGUGUGUGUGUGUGUGUGUGUGUGAUUCAUUUCCUGAAUCCCGCUCCUCGGAUUCACAGCGACAUGGGAGACACGAAGUGACACUGAAGGAGUAAAAGCUGCGGAAUGAAGCGCCCAGCUCAGAUCCACCCCGCCAUGUUCUGACGACACCCACCAAUGGGCUGAAGGCGUGGGUGGGGCCAGGAUGAGUGUCGAGAUGCUAUUGGAGGAGACGCUGAUCAAGCGUUCGCAGCAGAAGAAGAGGACGUCGCCCCUGAACUACAAGGAGAGACUGUUCGUCCUCACCAGGAGCAGGCUGACGUACUACGAUGGAAAAGCAGAGAAGAAGUUCAAGAGAGGCUCGAUUGAGCUGAGCCGCAUCAGAUGUGUGGAGAUCGUCAAGAACGGAGGAGGAAUCAUCCCCUGCCAGAACAAAUACCCUUUUCAGGUGGUAUAUGACGGCAACACUCUCUACGUUUUCGCUCCGAGUCACGACAGCAGGAGUCUCUGGGUCCAGAGCCUGAAAGCGGAGAUCAAAGAGAACCCGGUGAUCCUGGCGAAGUUUCACCCCCAGUUCUGGCAGGACGGGGCGUGGCUCUGCUGUCGCCAGGCAGAAAAACAGGCGCCGGGCUGCGAGGAAUACAACCCGUUUGGAGACAUUUCCAGAAAACCUUUACCCCCUAUUCCUGGAGAGGAACAUAAAAACCAGCGGCGGCCCGCUCCGCCCCUCCCCCCGUCACCCAUGGAUGACGAUGAUGAUGACGGGGACGAGGAUGACGAGGAUGACGAGGAGGUAGUGGUGGUGGCUCUGUACGACUUCCCGGGCACCGAGCCCCAUGACCUGAGUCUGGUCAAAGGAGGCGAGUACGUCAUCCUUGAGAAGUGUGACGUGAACUGGUACAAGGCGCGCAACAAGUACGGCGAGGAAGGCUACAUCCCAAGUAACUACGUAACCGAGAAGGAAUCUGGAAACCUGGUGCAGUUUGGUUGGUACAGUAAACAAGUCAACAGGAACAAGGCGGAGGAGCUGCUGAGGAAGGAGGGCAAAGAAGGAGGCUUCAUUGUCAGAGACUCCAGCACUCCAGGAACCUACACCGUCUCUCUCUACACCAAGUCUGCCACAGGGGAUGGAAGUGCAGCGAUAAAACAUUACCACAUCAAGGAGACACAAGGCUCACCUACACAGUUUUACCUGGCUGAGAAACACUUAUUCAGCUCCAUCCCCGACCUGAUCGAGUACCACAAACACAACGCAGCAGGUCUUGUAGCCAGGUUGAGGUAUCCUGUAGGAAAACAGGACAAGUCUGCUCCGUCCACCGCUGGUUUCAGCUACGAGAAGUGGGAGAUCAACCCCAGCGAGCUGACCUUCAUGAAGGAGCUGGGCAGCGGGCAGUUCGGUCUGGUGAGGCUCGGCAAGUGGAGGGCUCAGCACAAAGUGGCCAUCAAGGCCAUCAGAGAGGGAGCCAUGUACGAGGAGGACUUCAUCGAGGAGGCCAAGGUCAUGAUGAGACUGUCCCACCCUAAACUGGUGCAGCUGUACGGCGUGUGCAGCCAGCAGCGACCCAUCUACAUCGUCACAGAGUUCAUGGAGCAGGGCUGCCUGCUGAACUACCUCAGGCAGCAGCGGGGCAGCUUCAGCCUGGGGUCUUUGCUGAGCAUCUGCCUGGACGUCAGCGAGGGCAUGGAGCACCUGGAGGCCAACGGUUUCAUCCACAGAGAUCUGGCUGCCAGAAACUGUUUGGUGAAUGACGCUCUGGUAGUGAAGGUGUCUGACUUCGGCAUGGCCAGAUAUGUGUUAGACAACCAGUACACCAGUUCAUCAGGCGCCAAGUUUCCAGUGAAGUGGUCGCCUCCUGAAGUCUUUAACUUCUGCAAAUACAGCAGCAUGUCGGAUGUCUGGUCCUACGGUGUGUUGAUGUGGGAGGUGUUCACCGAGGGUCGGAUGCCGUUUGAUCAGCAUCAGAACCACGAGGUCGUUACCUUGGUAACCCAGGGUCACCGCCUGUACAGGCCCAAAAUGGCCACGCCCACCAUCUAUGACAUCAUGCAGCUCUGUUGGCACGAGAGACCGGAGGAGCGUCCGUCCUUCUCUCAGCUCUGCACAAUGAUCUCCGACUCUCUGGAAGUUGACACCCCUCCCCCGAACUGACCAUCUGACCAAAUAAGCAGCUUCCACCUUCCACCGACCGCCACGUUGGCCUCUAACCGCCACUGCUGGGAUAACCUGCCAGGCUUGAGGGUCUUAAAGCUGACACUGUCUAAUUCACUGCUCUGGAAGAAGGACAUGGAGAACACGAUGUAACUGCAACUGAUCAAUCAGAUGGAAGAGGAAGGACCAAUCACACCAGCUAUAGUCCACUCAUCCACCAAUCGCGUUAGCUUAUUCGAUCCAGUUGCAAGCUCACAGCUGUGAACAGCUGGACUGACAGUGGUGACAACUGAAGUUACGUUCAUGACACGAACUGACAGCAACAUGGACGACAUAACAACAGGCUCUCAUGAUGGACUCAUCCCCCGACAUCCAGCCUCAGUGUUUUCCUCUGGACCUGGACAUUAACAAAACACGUAAUAUGAAGCUUAAUUUUCCGUACAGGUGUGUGUGAAACUGUUCCUGUGAAACCUCAUGAUAUUUUUUUGUCUGACAAAACUGUAUCAAAAAUCUGUUUCAUGUAAUUUGUGUACAUUAAUAUUAAAAUACUGUAGACAGGAA